UGCCCAUGGCAGGGGGUGGCACUGGGUGGGCUCUAAGGUCCCUUCCCACCCAAAGCAUUCCAUGAUUCUGGGAUUCUCAGCCCUGAGGAUUUGCUGUGUUAUUUAACAAAACCUUUUGCAGGUGACACCACGUGUUGCCUCAUCUGUUGAUCUGGUUUAAAACUUCUGAAUGACAGAGACUCGAAUUGCCUGCAAACAGUUGCUGUUGUUCUUAUGGAGUGAUUUGAGUUAUUUAAUUUAACAAGGCUUUAAUGACCUGUUUGCUCUCUGGACAUUCAGACAUCACAGUGUGGUCUCUGUGUGUUUGUUCAGGUCGCUAUGAAGGCCUUGUUUGGGCAGCAGAAUUCACCUGGAGAGGAAAUGACUUUUGUGUUCCAGGAAAGAGAAAACCUUCCUCCCCCCGGGGACCACGAGGUGAAGGUGCAAGUGAGGGCCUGUGCCCUGAGCUGGGUGGACACAAAGCUUCUGUCAGAAAUUAAGCUGAAGAAGGAACUCGUGCCUGUGGGACGAGAGAUUUCUGGAGUGGUGCUGGAAGUUGGGAGCAAGGUGACCUUUUUCCAGCCGGAUGAUGAAGUGGUGGGAAUUUUACCUCUGGAUUCUGAGGAGUCUGGUCUCUGUGAAGUUAUCCUGGUUCACGAGCAUUAUUUGGUGCAGAAGCCAGAGAAGGUUUGCUGGGCUGCAGCAGCCGGGACGGUGCGCGAUGGGCUCCGGGCCUACACAGCCCUGCACUACCUGGCCCAGGCCUCUCCUGGGACAACUGUGCUUGUGCUGGAUGGAGCCAGUCCGUUCGGCACCAUCGUGGUUCAGCUGGCCCAGCACAGAGGGGCCAAAGUCAUUUGCACUGCCCACAGCCUGGAGGACAAGCAGUUCCUGGAGAGGCUCAGGCCUCCUGUGGCCCGGGUGAUCGACGUGUCCCACGGCAAGAUAGACGUGGCUGAGAGCUGCCUGGAGGAGACAGGAGGGCUGGGAGUGGACAUUGUGCUGGAUGCUGGAGUGAAAUUAUAUAGUGCUGAAGAUGAAUCAGCUUCAAAAUCCCAGCUGCUGCCUCACAAGCACGACAUCAUCACUCUGCUUGGGGUUGGGGGACACUGGAUAACAACAGAAAAAAACCUUCAGCUGGAUCCUCCAGACAGCCAUUCCUUGUUCCUCAAAGGAGCCACAGUGUCCUUCCUGAACGAUGAGAUAUGGAACUUGUCCAAUGUGCAGCAAGGGAAGUAUCUCUCCAUCCUAGAAGAUGUCAUGGAGAAAUUGUCAAGUGGUGUUUUCAGGCCUCAGCUGGAUGAACCAAUCCCACUGUACGAGGCCAAAGUUUCUAUGGAAAUUGUUCAGAAGAAUCAGGCCAGAAAAAGACAAGUCAUCCAGUUCUGACAGGCAAUCUCCUGAUUUCUGAGCCUGUGGGAGACAAAGAAAUGUAAUAUAUUUGUGGAGUGAAUCAGUGUACACUUUCAAACAGUUCUGUAAGCAGAAUUUAAACAUCCUUUGUACCUCAGCACAAAUGGUCUCGAAGCUCUUGUGACUUUAGGGUUUUUUUAAUCUACAUGAGCAGAAUGUUCCCAUCAGGUUUCCAAAGAAGCAGCCUUGACCUACAGAUCUUGUCUGCCCUGCCCCAGUUACAAACAUCAGUAACAUCUACAGGCAAACCCAGCUGCUGAUGGGUUUCAACCGUAAGAAAUUAAAGGGGAAAAAAAAUCAUCUGGAACCA
This is a messenger RNA of Neopelma chrysocephalum (saffron-crested tyrant-manakin), 1702 nucleotides long. It is a transcript of the gene CRYZL1, whose product is annotated as crystallin zeta like 1. The record is from RefSeq and is a predicted model, not a curated record. The coding region runs from base 319 to 1368 and encodes 349 amino acids. The transcript has 12 exons. Lineage: Eukaryota; Metazoa; Chordata; Aves; Passeriformes; Pipridae. Gene Ontology annotation, molecular function: oxidoreductase activity.